AUGCUAUCAGCUGUGUCCGUGCUACAUGCAUCCCGCAACCAACGUGGUCCCUUUGUGUUUGCGUGUGCUGCGUGUUGUGCCAUGGAGAAGGAGGUGAACUACAAAGGGUGUCGUUAUCACCGUGGAUCCCCCAAGUUGUGGCAAGAGGGGAACCCUAAGGUCAGUGAGCUCGUUACGAACGCCAUGAAGUCGAACUUAGCUCUGGGAUCAUCGUAUGUGGUUGGUGGUGAUUCUCCGAUUACUCCGUGGGAACUUAUGGACAUACGAACCCAUUUGCUGUCGUCGAACUCGCUGGACGACUUCCAGCUGUUUACCAUGGUGCUAGUAUCCAUCAAACUGUUUCUACGGAGCGACGAGCUGGUUCAGUUGAAAG
This is a messenger RNA of Aphanomyces astaci, 373 nucleotides long. RefSeq lists its product as hypothetical. The record is from RefSeq and is a predicted model, not a curated record. The transcript has a single exon. NCBI's taxonomy places the organism in Eukaryota, Oomycota, Saprolegniomycetes, Saprolegniales, Verrucalvaceae. The annotation marks the transcript as partial.